ACGCGGAGUUUUCCAGAUUUUGAAAGUUAAAAUGAUUUUUGAUCGGUGACGUCAUUUGGCAAGAAAGCAGAAGAGCAGGAGGAAGAUGUUCAAGAGGAAGUUAAGUGCGUUGGGAUUUCAUAAAACUGACGACUUCGAUGUAAAUUCCUCUACAGAUUUACAAAGUCUUGUUGUAUGGUUAGAAGAUCAGAAAAUUAGGCAUUAUAAAAUUGAAGAAAGAGAAUGUCUUCGAAAUAUUGGAAAUACCAAUUGGAAAGAAAGCUUUUCAAAGUAUCUGAAUGAUGUAGGAUGUCCAUUUAACCAUGAUGAUACAGCUGCUGUUAUUGAUUGGCUUCUUGGAUUAGCUGUUCGUUUGGAUUAUGGUGACAACAGAGAAAAAUAUAAAGACGCUACUUCAGAAAAUAUUAAAAAUAAAAUAAAUGCUCCUGUGGUAGUACAGAAGAAUCCUUUAGACAAUCUAGAUUUUGAUAGUCCAGAAUUUAAAGCUGGAGUUGCAUCAUUGGCUUCAUUAUUAAAUAUUACUCAACACCCUAAUCAUUUAAUUACAUUAAAAGUAAGUUUUGUUUUAAUCUAGAGUCGUUUAUCUGAAAGUCAGUUAUCCAAAAGACAGAAACCUGUGGGUAAACCAUUUCCAUUACAAGAAAGUGAUCUUGGAUUUGAUACUGGAGAUUAUGUCCUCAAUCAUGCAGCCAAAAUUUUACGGCUGCUCUACAUUAACGAUCUAAGAGAUUUACAAACUCGAAUCAAUGAAGCUUUAGUAGCUGUGCAAACUGUAACUGCAAAUCCAAAAACAGAUACUCGGCUUGGAAAAGUAGGAAGAUAAACUUUAAAGUUGAAAA
Molecule: messenger RNA, 839 nt
Organism: Centruroides sculpturatus (bark scorpion)
Lineage: Eukaryota; Metazoa; Arthropoda; Arachnida; Scorpiones; Buthidae
Product: UPF0568 protein C14orf166 homolog
Exons: 10
Biological process (GO): tRNA splicing, via endonucleolytic cleavage and ligation
Cellular component (GO): tRNA-splicing ligase complex
Molecular function (GO): RNA binding
Source: RefSeq, a predicted model, not a curated record